AUGAAUAGCACUAGCUUAGAAGGGAAUAAUUUCAAUGCAAGGCUUGUCAUUGGGCCGAUCCAAGUCUGUGGACUUUUGACCGCUGCAUUAUUCGGUUGCCUUGCCUGCCAGUCCUACCUGUAUUUUGCAAGAUUCACGAGCGAUCACCUCGCCCUAAAAGCAACUGUAUCUGCAGUCUUCUUGAUUCAGCUGGGCCACUUUAUCUGCGUAAUAUCAACCUUGUGGACAAUGACUGUCAGCACCUAUGGUGACCCAUCUCAACUCAUCAAGCUUCCUCUAGCGAUAGACCUGGCCAUUCCGUUGACCGGUUUAACAGUAUUUGUUGCACAAUCAUUUUACGCAUUUCGACUUUGGAAGUUGACUAGAAAUAUUUUCUUACCCAUUCUUUGCGAGAUGAUUUCCGUGGUUGCACAAACUGCUACAUUCAUCAUCACAGCAGGGGCGAUUUCUAUGAGGAACCUCGAGUCUUUUGGAGAAGGUCAAACGCGGAUGAUUGAGCUCUCUUUCAUCGCGCGUGCAGCUUGUGACUUGAUCACCACCGCUAGCAUCGCCUGGUUUUUAGCAAAGAAACGAAACUCUGACAUCAAAGCGUAUGACUAUCCAUCAUCUCCACAUACUAUUCCUUACAUUCGUCAUAGGACGAUGACGAUGGUCGACCGUUUGAUAUAUUGGACAAUCGAAACUGCUCUUCUCACCAGUUCAAUGGCUGUUACAUUGGCAACAUGGUUUCUGGUCCAGAAGCAGCAGAACUUUUUGUGGAUUGGAGCAUGGUUCUUGUGGCCUAAUGUCGUAGGGAACUCCUUCUUAGCCUCGUUGAAUCGUCGGUUGCUCCUUCGGGACGGUGGCGCAAGAGGCGGUCAGAGCCAUGGUAUGACCACAAUUAUGUUCAACGCAGCAGCUACGCAAUCACACGCAGACCCACUGGAGCCGAGUGUUGCAAGAAGUGAAAUGCUCGAUCAAUCAGGACCAGAGACAGAUCUCAAAGUCUGGAGUGGUUCAUAUGCGAGCCGUUUAACAGAUGAGGAAACUCGUUGCUGACCAUGGGCCAAAUAUACGAUGAGAUGAUUUACUCUUCUCAUUUGUUGGUUGACAUUAGGCAUGAAUUGUAUGCUAAUGUCCGUCGGUAACGAUGUCAGAUCCAGUAUAAUCUACUAAACGUCUUGUGGGCCCCACCUCGGAGCAACGACCGCUGGAAGGAAAGGGUGUGCAUGACUUCAGCAAUACAUGAACAAUGUUAUUGGAUGCGGCAACACCGUGCACUACCACCAUGGUCCUGGGUUAUGUGGAGGUGGAGGAGCACCAGACACAUCCUGGCAAACACACAACUAAACUGUCUUCAUCCUUGCUAUCUACCAUAGGUUGAUCACGCUCAUGAGUGAGUGCGGCGCUUUUGCUGACUUGGAAAGUGGGCCUCGUUCAGGGCCGCUGGUUACUAGUAUCCGUAUCCG
Suillus paluster is the source of this 1448-nucleotide messenger RNA. RefSeq lists its product as uncharacterized. The coding region runs from base 1 to 1038 and encodes 345 amino acids. The record is from RefSeq and is a predicted model, not a curated record. Lineage: Eukaryota; Fungi; Basidiomycota; Agaricomycetes; Boletales; Suillaceae. The transcript has 11 exons.